UGAGUCUUUAGAUUGAGUCAGUAGGUUUGUCAAUCAGGGGUUAGAGUCUACGUGGUGAGGUUUGGAACCGCCAAUCCGGUUGUGCACUUAUCACCAUGGUGGAGACCCGUAGUGGGAAGAGUACUAGCCCCUACAUCCAGGAGCAACAAGAGAAGAUGGUUGCCUUGGUGAGGGAGAGUAAGGAGAGGAAAGAGCUUCUAAAGCAGGCGGAAUUAAAAGCAAUCGCAGAGGAGCAGGCGGCAAAGAUGAAGAAGUUGGAAGAAGAGAUGGAGGAGAAGAAAAAGGUUGCCGAGAUAGAAGCAGCAGCAGAAGCAGAAGAGGAGAGAAAACGCAGGAAAGUAAAAGGGGAGAGUAGUGGCACGGCGAAUCAGGAGGCAGCGAUGGAGAAGAAGAUUAGUGAGUGGAUUGCUAACUUAUCGUUGGGGGAAGACGAGGAGGCAGAGAUGUAUGUGCCACAGGAUGAGAGGGACGCGUUAGCCAGGGUGUUAGCAACAAUCGAGGACCCCCUGGAACGGCAAGAAACAGAGGAGGAAAAAAAGUUGGAGUGAAAACUGAGGAUGAAGAGGGAAAAGAAGAAAAGGAGGGAGGAAGUUAAUAGGUUGACCGCGGAGGUGGCAAAGGUGAG
Molecule: messenger RNA, 625 nt
Organism: Chara braunii
Lineage: Eukaryota; Viridiplantae; Streptophyta; Charophyceae; Charales; Characeae
Source: the annotation of a GenBank genome assembly